CAGCGUUGCCGUGGAGACGGGACGCCUCCCGCCUCGGGGCGGCAUGGCCGAGAAAAUCCCCCCCCGGGAGCGGGCGGCCGCCUCCAAGAGCCGCGGGGACAAGUCCCGGCCGCCCACCGCCGCCGCCGCCGCCGCCGCCGCCGCCCGACCCGACGUGGUCCCCGGGCGCCUGCCCGAGGCGGAGUGGCUCUGCCUGCGGGCGGCGGGGCGGGGGGACGCGGAGGCCGGGGACAUCCUGGCAGAGCUCUUGGCCCGGGUCAUGGAGCAGUGCCGCAGGGCCGGCGCGGCUCGGCGGCGUGUGCCCUUCGCCGUGGGCCAGGCGCGGGUCGCGCUCCUGCAGAUCGCCCGGUGGCGGUUCCCGGUGCGGGACGAGGGGGAGACGGACCCCGAGGGAGACGGUGCGUGGCGGGAGGACGAGGAGCCCGAACCCCGCGCCGGGGACUCGUGGGCGCAGGGCUCCGUCCCCGUCCUGCGCCUCCGCCCGUCCCCGCCCCCGGACGAGGGAGAGGUCUCCGGUGCGCGGACCCCGUGGCGGCACGGCAGGCAGGACCCCCCCGCGGCGGCCGAGGCCGGAGCUCCCCCUGCGCAGCCCCCGUGUCCCGGCCGGGUCCCCGCCACCGGCCCCGGCCCGCCCGCACCGGGGCUGUCCCGCCCGCAGCUGCCGCCGGAUGCCGCGGCCGUCUCUCCCCGGCCCCCCCGGGGAAAACCUCCCCGCGCCCGGCCCCCGCUGCCGGGGCCCCCGGCUCCCUGCCCGCCCCCGGGGCCGUCCCGCGGGGCCGUGGAGGGGAGCGGCGUGGCGGGGGCCGGCCGCAGGGCACCGCAGCCGCCCCCAUCCUGCAGCAGCCUGGGAACGGCCCGGCCGGGGGUGAGGCCAGAGGGGUCCGGCACCGUCCCGGGGGUCCCCAGGCUGGGCCCCAGCAGCCGCCCCGAGCGCUGGGUCCGGCCGCGGGUGGAGGUGCUGGACCCGGGCGCAGAGGCCGAGGUGCCAGCGUGUCCCCAGGGUGCCCGUGGGCGCAGCCGGGGGCCGGAGUCGGGCAGCUCGUGGCUGUCCCGGGGGCCGUGGGCCGUGGGGGGGGCACAGCUCCAGCCACCCCCCCCGGGGUCCCCGCAGCCCCCCAGCCCCCCGCCCCGGCAGCUCGGCUCCUUGCUGGACUCCAUUCGGCUGGCCCCCGGCGUGACCAUCAGGUGGGGCGGCAGCGUGAGGCACGGGCCCCGCAUCCCUGCGCACGGGGAGGAGGACGAGGAGACCGGGGAGGCCAAACGGGACCUGAGACCCAUCCGCCCCGCCGUGCCCUUCCCGGCCAUCGCGGCCAGGCAGGUCACGGAUGAUGGCGAGCGGUAAAGGCAGCC
Molecule: messenger RNA, 1350 nt
Organism: Grus americana (Whooping crane)
Lineage: Eukaryota; Metazoa; Chordata; Aves; Gruiformes; Gruidae
Gene: C4H2orf81
Product: chromosome 4 C2orf81 homolog
Exons: 4
Coding region: 44-1342 (432 amino acids)
Source: RefSeq, a predicted model, not a curated record